UGCAUCAUUGGUGCAAAAAACAACGUAGCAAUGACGUUAUGAAUCGGCAAUCACUUGCCAUAGAAAAUAGCCACUGUUACUGUGUUACUGGAAGCCGACUAUCUCAAAUAAUAGCAUUUUCGCUUAGUUUAACUCUGAAACAAAGUUGAAAGGUCAUCUUGACUUGACAAGAUGAAAGAGGCAUUUGUGAAUAUUUGUAACGUUCCAACCCGCAUCAUCACUUUCGGAAAAUGGAUAGAAGAAUCCAUGGAUGAUGUGAGUGAGAUUGCCAUAUGUAUUACUGGAAAUCCCGGCUUACCUGGUUUCUAUACCGAGUUUUGUGAUACCGUGCAUGAACGGCUAGAAAAGAAAAUACCCGUUUGGGUAAUAGGUCAUGUGGGCCACGAUGAUCCACCAGAGAAUAGCCUGCGAGAAGUACCUCAAUUAAAGGGUAACGAAGAAAUUUUCGAUCUCGAUGGUCAAAUAAAGCAUAAAACCGAAUUCAUUGAAAAAUAUGUGCCUGAACAUGUUAAGAUUCAUUUAAUGGGUCACUCCAUAGGAGCAUGGAUGGUCUUACAGCUGUUGCAGAAUGAAUCCAUACGUAAACGUGUGAAAAAGUGUUAUUUACUUUUUCCCACCAUUGAACGCAUGAUGGAUUCCCCGAAUGGUUGGACAUUUACGAAAAUCGGCUUGCCUCUAUAUUCCGUCUUUGGUUUCCUUUUUAAUUUAUUAAACCGCUUGCCCAAGCUUUUUCUUGUCAUAAUUAUACAAAUCUACUUCUGGUUUUCAUCCAUUCCAAGUCAACAUUUAAACACUGUCCUAAGCUAUAUUAGGUCAACUGUAACCGAAAAAGUUGUGUUUUUGGCUGAGGACGAAAUGGCUCGUGUGCGUUGCCUGCAAAAAGAUGUAAUUCAAAAUAAUUUGCCAUUGCUGAAAUUGUAUUAUGGCACUACCGAUGGUUGGGUGCCGGUCAAGUAUUUUAAUCAACUCAAAGAACAAUUUCCCACUAUCGAUGCAGAACUGGAUACCAAAAAAAUCGAUCAUUCGUUUGUCUUACGAUCCUCAAAACAAAUGGGAGCAAUUAUUGGCGAUAUGAUUACAGAAAAUUCAAAUGUCAUUGGCACCAAAGCCAAUUGAGGCUAAACCACCAUAGAUCUUUUAGCAUAAUUACAAAUUACAAAUUGUGGGUCUUAAAUAUUUACAUUUUAACGGAUUUGGAAUAAAAAUAAAAAACCCCCCUUAGUUGGAACUAAAAAUAAGUGGAAUAAAGAUGAAAUACAAUUUGUAGAAACAAGACACUACUACAACAGCAGCAACGCCAAUUUGUAGAGUGUAAAAAGUGGCAAGCUGCACGUCACCAUUAAGUGAUUGUCGAAGAAACGGAACAUUAAAAUUACAUUGCAAAUAUAAUUGGACUGAAAUAACCGCAAAA
Stomoxys calcitrans (stable fly) is the source of this 1411-nucleotide messenger RNA. RefSeq names its product lipid droplet-associated hydrolase (gene sturkopf). Gene Ontology annotation, biological process: lipid storage. The record is from RefSeq and is a predicted model, not a curated record. The transcript has 2 exons. Gene Ontology annotation, cellular component: lipid droplet. The coding region runs from base 172 to 1116 and encodes 314 amino acids. NCBI's taxonomy places the organism in Eukaryota, Metazoa, Arthropoda, Insecta, Diptera, Muscidae. Gene Ontology annotation, molecular function: lipase activity.